Molecule: messenger RNA, 1013 nt
Organism: Panicum hallii
Lineage: Eukaryota; Viridiplantae; Streptophyta; Magnoliopsida; Poales; Poaceae
Product: non-specific lipid transfer protein GPI-anchored 1
Exons: 3
Coding region: 197-733 (178 amino acids)
Source: RefSeq, a predicted model, not a curated record
GCAUCAUCCAACCCUCACCGCCCCCGCUUCAAUGCGCCCGCGCCGCCUAUAAACGCCGGCCGGCCGCCCAUGCCGCCUUCAUUUCCCCUCCAUCCUCCAGCCAAGUAGCCAGCGACGACCGGACCCCUCCUCCCCGAUCCACAGCUCGAUCAGCCAGAUCGGGCGGAAACUAGACUAAGCUAAACCGGCAGCCAGCAUGGCGGCGAGGCGGUGGUGUCUGGCGGCGGCGUUGGCGGUGUGGUGCGCGGUGGCAGCGGCGCAGUCGCCUCCGGCGGCGGACCCGCUGCAGGCCAAGUGCUCGGCGGACUUCGCGAAGCUGACGGACUGCAUGGACUACGCGACGGGGCACGCGGGGCAGCCCUCGUCGACGUGCUGCUCCGACGCCGCCGACACGCAGAAGGCGCGGCCGCAGUGCCUGUGCUACAUCAUCCAGCAGGUGCACAGCGGCCGGAACGAGGUGCAGUCGCUCGGCCUGCGUUUCGACCGCCUCAUGGCGCUCCCCGCCGCCUGCAAGCUCGCCAACGCCAACGUCACGCUCUGCAUCACCCUGCUGAACCUGAAGCCGGGCUCGCCGGACUACGCCCUCUUCGCCAACGCCUCCAAGAUCACGCCAUCGACCGGCGGCACUCCGGCGAGCGACAGCACCGCCGGCGGCGGCUUCAAGCUUCAGGCGGGGUUCCGCGGCAGCGUCGCGCUCGCCGUGCUCUCCGCGGUGCUCUCCUCCAUGUUCUGAUUCCUCGAGCAGGCGGCAGUUUUUUUACCCUGUGGAUUCGUUCUUGAUGCUUCGCUAGUCCAUGUCUAUUUUGUACCCACAUAAAAAUAGAUUUGAUCCGAGACUUUUUGGUUCCUGUAUCCUGUUGCAUGAUGAGAGUGGAUGGUUUUUGUGGUUUGUGCAUCACCAAUUCACAACCCUUUGUUCGGAGAACAGAGUGUCAGUGCAGCAACCAAGUGAAAUAAUGUAGUUGCUAUUCUGAAUUUCCAGCCAAAAAAAGAAAUGGCAGUUGUUUUCUGUA